AUGAAGUCCUACGAUGAAUAUGCCUGGGCAAUUACUACUCAAAUUGGGGAUGACUGGCCACGACUUCUGUGGACCGAUGAAGAUAUCUAUAAUGACAUGAAAACGAUUCUUUCGGACAAGUUUAGCCACUUGAAAUGUGCCUCCUUCGAACACCUCCGAACAGGCGGUUUCAAUGUCUGCUUCAAGAUGGUGUUCACCAAUCAAUUCGGCGCUAUUAUACGGCUCCCUCUGCCCGGCUCAAUCAUGUUCCCUGAAGAAAAAGUCCGAAAUGAGGUCUCUAUCAUGCGAUUCCUCAUGGAAAAGUCUUCAGAUAAGAUCCCAAUACCCGUGCCCUCUGUCUUUCGCUGCGAAGAAACAAAAAGAAGUCCACCGGGAUUGGGUCCAUUCAUCAUCAUGGACUAUAUCCGUCACGUGGGAAGUUUGGAGGAUCUUCUUGAAAUGCCGGGCCGCCAAAAAGGAGAACGUCCAGUACUUAAUCCGGACCUCAUCCUCAACUCGUCCAGGCUAGAAGCUCUGUUUGGGAAAGUAGCCUAUAUACUCCUUUCUCUGUCUACACUUUGUUUGAGCCGGAUAGGAUCCGUCCAUAAGAAUGAAGACUCUACCUGGGUAGUAUUACAUCGGCCGCUGUCCUAUUCUAUGAACGAAAUUGUGCAAUUAGGGACAUUACCACAAUCGAGUUUACCGACCAUAACAUAUGAUACAACAUCGUCUUACAUUAAAGAUUUGGCGGAACUCCACAUAUUACACCUGAAAAGCCAAAGAAAUGAGGCAACUAUUGACUUGGAUUCUAUUGACUUGGAUGCCGACCUAAACAUGUUAGCGGACGAAUACCGUCGCAAAUUCGUGGCCAGGUUCCUCUUUCGAAAACUUGCUGAAGACGAAGAGCAGAGAAGAAAAUGGAUUUGCAAUGAUAAUGGUCCAUUUCCAGUUUGGUGCGAUGAUCUUCGACCAGAAAAUGUUUUAGUUGAAGAAGCCGAAAACAUCGUUGGAAUGGUAGAUUGGGAGUUUAGUUAUUCCGCCCCAGUUGAGUUCUCUAAUGCGCCGCCUUGUUGGCUUGUUCUCCAGAAGCCGGAAGAUUGGCCCGAAGGGCUUGAUGACUGGUGCAAGAAGUAUGAGAAAGCGCUACAGAUCUUCUUGAGGGCAAUGCAGAAAAGCGAAGACGAAGCGAUCCGGAACAAACAGCUAGUAGAAAGCCAGCGGCUUUCUAGUCGGAUGCGGCUCAGCUGGGAAAGCGGGAGUUUUUGGAUCAUGUACGCUGCAAGAAACAAUUUCGCCUUCGACAAGAUAUAUUGGGAAAAAAUCGAUCAAAGAUUUUAUGGGUCGACCACACAUCAGACCGACAACAUUUGUGAUAAUUGGAGGAUGAGACUUCAUCUGUUGGAGCCUGGAGAGUGGGAAGUCAUCGAAGGAUAUGUAAGAUCGAAGCUCGAAGAAAAGCAGGAGGAGAAGCAGGAACAAAAACUCACCUGGAACGCCGGUCAGUACACCGAGCAAUGGAUAACGCAAAUGAGAAAAAAGAAGUUGGAGAGGGAGAAGGGGAAUUAG
Penicillium verhagenii is the source of this 1545-nucleotide messenger RNA. RefSeq lists its product as uncharacterized. Lineage: Eukaryota; Fungi; Ascomycota; Eurotiomycetes; Eurotiales; Aspergillaceae. Bases 1 to 1545 code for a protein of 514 amino acids. The transcript has a single exon. The record is from RefSeq and is a predicted model, not a curated record.